GACUUCCAGCCAACACGAUAAUAAGUAUUUUCGCGGCCACAUAUUUAUUAAAAGUGACUUUAGCCUAGUGGUUCUAAGAGAAAUUAUCAGUGCUGGAGGUGCUGGGUUCAAUUACCCUUGACAGCUUUUUGUUUUAUUUUGGCCCCAAAUAUAAAAUAGGACACGUGUCACUCCCAUAACGCACGACUUGAUGACGUGGCAUCACAGGAGGGAGGCGAACAUAUUUUUAUAUAUAUAGAUGUCUUUAUGAGUUGUUUUGACUGAAAUAUUCAUUUUGUCACUGUCGAUAUUCUAUUCGAACGUUACCAAUUGUUGUGUAUUGAAUAUGCAAUUGAAGAUGGAGAAAGAGGAUGUAUGCGUGACACGCACGUGUCGUUGUGGAUCUCUCUCCCUCUUUUUCCUCUGAAGCUUUCUUCUUCGUCCUCUGUUUCCUUGGUAAAAAAAAAUAAAAGAGAGGUUCGAACGAAAACAAAUCAACAAAAGCAAAUAAAAAUGACGAUUAGGAAUAUGUUGAUCUGGAGAAAUCUUCUUUUCUGGUUCCUCUCAAAUACGUUGAUUCCAGGAUCUGUUAGAGCACAAUCUAUCACACUGAACUCCAUCGAGAUAUUCACGAAGCAUGACUGGUUCAAACUCAAACACACGGUCUACUUCCAAUGCAAAGGAGAGAACAAGACUGUUCUUCCUGAUGUUACCAAAUCAGAUAUAUUGUACACUUUUCGCGGUCAAGAAUCAUGGCAGCCUAUGACAGAGAUCAGUGGCGAGAAAUGUAAGAGAUGCGGAAUCUAUGAACAAGGCAGUCUGAUAUCAGACAAAGAGUUUGAUGAAUGGGAGCUUUGUCCAUCUGAUUUCUCUGCUAGCCAAAUCUAUAUGCACUUUAAGGAAAAAGAGAUCAAUGCUACUUUUGUCUGCCACGGUUGUGCCAAGCUUGACUCCGUAUCUGCUGGAGCAACGACGGGUUCAAGUUCAAAAGAGGAAGGAGAUAAUGGGUCAAAAGUUGCGAUAGCGAUUGUGGCAGGGGUGUUGUGUGCAACUCUUGUUGUGGUUGGAGGGGUAUUCAUGUUUAGGCACUCAAAGAGGAUGAAACUGCAGCGAGAUCAAGCAAGGUUUAUGAAGCUGUUUGAGGAAAAUGAUGAACCUGAAGAUGAACUUGGACUUGAACCUGUGCUAUGACAUGGCCAUUGCACAAGGGACUUUUUUGGGUGUUUCAUGAAUUUUUGCAGCUUAUUUUGAUUUUUAGGGAAGAGGAGUGACAGUAACGAUCUCAGUUUUUGGUAUAACUUUCUAAUACUAUAAGGCUAUUGUACUCAUUGCAUUACACAAGUGCAUUGAGGGAACAUUAUAUAAACGUAGUGAAUC
Brassica napus (rape) is the source of this 1356-nucleotide messenger RNA. RefSeq lists its product as uncharacterized. The transcript is spliced from 4 exons. Bases 355 to 1170 code for a protein of 271 amino acids. The record is from RefSeq and is a predicted model, not a curated record. NCBI's taxonomy places the organism in Eukaryota, Viridiplantae, Streptophyta, Magnoliopsida, Brassicales, Brassicaceae.